Messenger RNA from Lolium rigidum, 1119 nucleotides. RefSeq names its product transcription repressor OFP7-like. NCBI's taxonomy places the organism in Eukaryota, Viridiplantae, Streptophyta, Magnoliopsida, Poales, Poaceae. Bases 1 to 1119 code for a protein of 372 amino acids. The transcript is spliced from 2 exons. Gene Ontology annotation, biological process: negative regulation of DNA-templated transcription. The record is from RefSeq and is a predicted model, not a curated record.
AUGAGCCACGGCGUGGCGGCGAGGAAGCGCUUCGGCGGCGUCGGCUUCGCGCUCGGCUGCGGCUGCAAGGACCCCAAGGCCGUCGCAGUGGCGGUGGCGGUGGCCGCCUCCUCGCCGCGGUCCGGCACGGAGGCGUCCACGGCGACCACGGCCACGUCGCGCAGGGCCAGGACGCACCCGUCGGGGUCGGGGUCCACCGGCACGCUCACCGUGCCCUCCGCCUCCUCCUCCUCCUUCCUCUGGGAGGACGCCGAGGCCGAGGGCGACGGCGACGAGGUCGAGUUCAAGCGGCCCAGCUCCGCCACCACGCCCAGCUUCUCUGGUCUGCUGCGGGAGCUCCGGGAGCUCGAGCAGAGCGUCAAAUCGUCCUGCGCGCGCAAGAGCCCCGAGAGGAAUCACUUCGCCCCACCCCCUCCUCCUCCUCCACCGCCGCCCCCGCCUCUCCGGCCACCACAGCGCCGAGUCGUGCGCGGCGACGACAAGCCCAGCAUCAAAGAAGAAGGCCACGGAGACUUCUCGCCGCCGCGGCCGCAGCCGCCAUCUCUGACCCAGCAGCAUCGGAGGGCGAGGAGCGUCGACAAAGUCAACGGACAGGAAGGAGACCCGCGAUUCACGCCGCUGCCACCUCGCCCGCUGCCUCCUCCGCCGCCGCUGGAGCCGCUCCCGCGCGCGAAGACCGAGGAGGAUGAUGCGGGCGCCAAGAAGAAGAUAGAAGACUCGACGAAGCGCGCGUCGACGCCGCCGAAGCACCGGAAAGCGAGGAGCUGCGACGGCACCGGCAACACCAACAACUACAGGCUGGACGGGAGCGUGGCGGUGGUUAAGCAGUCGGAGGACCCGCUGGGCGACUUCCGGCGGUCGAUGCUCAACAUGAUCGUGGAGAACGGGAUCGUGGCGGGGGACGAGCUCCGCGAGCUGCUGCGACGAUUCCUGGCGCUCAACGCGCCCCGACACCACGACGCCAUCCUCAGGGCCUUCGCCGAGAUCUGGGACGAGGUGUUCGCCGCGGCCGACCCGCAGCCACGGGAGCAGCACGCCUGCAGACAGACGGCGGCGGCUCCAAGGCAGAGGACGCCGCCUCGCCGCCGCCCGCAGCCUCCGCCGGCGUGGCGCGUGUAG